AUGAUGCCGCUCAUCAAGCUCGUGCAUCCCGACAUGUUCGGACAGUAUCCUCCCGACGUGGCCAGCACCAACUCCAAGUCCUUGAAGGACCUCAACACGCUGAUUGACGCUGCGGAGGCCUUGGAGGCAGGGGCUGCCGGAGCGAAACCAGCCAACGGUAGCGGUAGCGUAAGGUCGCCGGCACCGCCCCCGACGGUGGCCCCGUUCUACUCCCUCACCUUCUUCCACCUCAAACAGAACCCCGCCUCUUCCGACAACGAAGACCCGAACACCAACGCCGACAAAGCAUGGCGGCAAUCGGGCAGAAACGACACAACAAACAGUAGCAGCAGCAACAGCAGCAACAACAGCAGCAACAACAGCAGCAACAACAGCAGCUCACUCGUGGAGCUCAGCGCCGAGCUCCGGUUUCCCCCGACGCUCUCCUCCGACCCCUCGGGAUCGCUUCGCGGGCAGCUCCGCCGGCAGCUAGACGGGCUCUUGCGACGGGCAUCGGUCGGCCACGACUACGGGAAAGCUGGCGGUGGUAAUGAGGAGACAGAAGAUGAGCAAGCGAGGAGGGCGAUGGGGGACGGCGUGAGGGUGAGGGAGGGGGAAACGGAAGAAGCUUUCUACGGCGAGGCGUUCGGCGUGGGCAGAAGGAGGAGGAGGGGGGGGCCGCCUCGAGACGGCAUACGGACGGAACGGGCCUCCAGAACCACCGACCGGGACCAAGGGGAUGCGCCGACGAUGACCUCCGAGGAGCUUCGCGAACUCACCAUCGAGCACGCGGGGGACAACCACCACGUCGACCCGUGGGACGCCGGCGCCGGUUCGGGCUUCUUCGGGGGAGGGCUCGGUGGCGGUGGGGGCAGGGGAGUGAGAAGGUUUGGCGGCGCCGAGGCUGCUUCGCAAGCGAGAUCUCGACGGGUGGACGACCUCUUGCGCAGCGGCAGGGUGCAGUUUGCGGGCGUCCCGGUGUCCCGCGAGGCGGCAGCUCUGCUACGGUUACACCGGACCCUCGUCAAGCACUUCGAGCACUUGGAGUUGCACGAUAGGGGGCUGUGGAGCACCGUGGUGCUCGUGCUGAGGGCAAGGUCGGAGAGCUACGAGGUCCAGGUGCACUCGGGCGGCCCUGUCCUCGUUUUCCCCGAGAAGUUUUCGGAGAGAAACCUGGUUCGCUUUUUGUCGGAGGUGCUGCUGUCGUACACCUAGCUAUGUAGCACCGGAGUGUCUGGAGCAUAAUUAUGUAGCAAGAAGAAUGUUUGGGGCUGCACCACUGACCCUUCAGUCUGUAAUUUAGUCUGGUGUUCGUUCGGAGCGACGCAUGGCUUUCGUGUAAUACCCACUCCGCUAAUCGCCUUUUUGAGAUGUAUGCUAGACUCUUGUACUACAGCAAUCUCGUUGGGCAGGAGGCACACUUGUGGUUAAGGGGACGGGGGGGCGGUGGUCUAUCAUAACAGAUAUUUGUGUCAUGUCCAAGACGUGUGCUGUGAAGAUUGUGUGACAUUCUGUGGUGGAACACCGCUGUUUGGAGAAUAAUUAACAUUAGUUACCGUAGAUGCGCAGCGCACGGGCGAAAUGCCCCUAGUUCACGGGGG
This is a messenger RNA of Ectocarpus sp. CCAP 1310/34, 1580 nucleotides long. The record is from the annotation of a GenBank genome assembly. Lineage: Eukaryota; Phaeophyceae; Ectocarpales; Ectocarpaceae.